Molecule: messenger RNA, 1890 nt
Organism: Fragaria vesca subsp. vesca
Lineage: Eukaryota; Viridiplantae; Streptophyta; Magnoliopsida; Rosales; Rosaceae
Product: pentatricopeptide repeat-containing protein At5g59600-like
Exons: 1
Coding region: 1-1599 (532 amino acids)
Biological process (GO): RNA modification
Molecular function (GO): protein binding; RNA binding
Source: RefSeq, a predicted model, not a curated record
AUGACUCCCUUCACCCACCGUGCUUUUCAAUCCUCGCCUGACCUGUACACAAAGCUGAUCGGAAUCUACUCCCGUGAUCGUGAACUGAACUCAGCAAGACUACUCCACGCCCAUUUGAUCACCACCGGGUUGGCCCGUCUGACCCAUUUCGCCUCCAAGCUCAUUGCUCUAUACUCUGCCUGCGGCCAACUAACCCAAGCCCGGAACCUGUUCGAUGGAAUUCCCAAGACGAACAUACGCCGCUGGUUUGCUCUGAUCGGAGCCUACGCUCGCUCUGGGUUUUACCAGCAGGCAAUGGAUGUGUUCAGUGAGAUGCAAAGAGAGGGUUGUAGACCCAAUAGGAUUGUUAUUCCCAGUGUUCUCAAGGCAUGUGGGCAUUUGUCUGAUGUCGGAACCGGUGAGAAGCUUCAUGCUGUUGUGCUCAGGCACGCGUUUGAGUUUGAUGCUUUUGUUAGUAGUGCAAUUAUUGACAUGUACUCGAAGAAUGGGAGAGUGGAGAAGGCGCGGCGGGUUUUUGAUAUGAUGGUUGAUAAAGACUCGGUGGCUUUGAAUGCUGUUGUUUCGGGGUUUUGUCAGCGUGGCAUGGCGGAUGAAGCAUUGGUUUUGUUGGAGGAAAUGCAGGUGGUGGGGAUUAAGGCUAAUUUGAUUACUUGGAACACUUUGGUUGCUGGGUUUUCGCAGAAGGGUGAUGAGGCAAUGGCGUCUAGGCUGUUUAAGUUGAUGCCCGUGGAUGGGAUUGAACCUGAUGUUGUGUCGUGGACUUCGGUUAUAUCUGGGUUUGUGAAGAAUUUUCAGAAUAGUAAGGCUUUUCACACAUUUAAGCAGAUGCUGGAUAGUGGAAUAUUGCCAACUCCGGCUACAAUCAGUAGCCUCUUGCCUGCUUGUGCAGCUGUGACAAACUUGCGGUGUGGUAAGGAGAUACAUGCUUAUGCAUUGGUGAUUGGAGUUGAAGCUGAUGUAUAUGUGAGGAGUGCUCUUGUUGAUAUGUAUGCUAAAUGUGGAUUUAUAUACGAAGCAAAGACAUUGUUUUGCAGGAUGUCUGAAAGGAACACGGUAACAUGGAACUCAAUGAUUUUUGGAUACGCGAAUCAUGGGUAUUGCACUGAAGCAAUAGAGCUUUUCAACAAGAUGAAGACAGAAGACAGCAUGAAACUUGAUUACUUGACCUUUGUUGCCGUCCUUACUGCUUGUUGUCAUGCUGGGAUGAUUGAGCUUGGCAAAAGCUUGUUUAGAUUGAUGCAGGAAGACCAUGGGAUCAUGCCAAGACUAGAACAUUAUGCAUGUAUGGUUGAUCUUCUAGGUCGAGCAGGGAAUCUCACUGAGGCAUAUGACAUGAUUAAGGCGAUGCCUAUGGAGCCAGAUUUGUUUGUAUGGGGAGCAUUAUUAGGAGCAAGUCGGAAUUACGGGAAUAUUGAACUUGCUGAGGUAGCAGCUAAGCAUUUAUCAGAACUAGAGCCGGAUAGUGCAGGAAACAAUUUGCUAUUAUCCAGUCUAUAUGCGGAUGCUGGAAACUGGAUAAAUGUUGCAAGGUUGAAAAAAAUGAUGAAGAAAAAGAAGUUAAGGAAAUUACCAGGAUGCAGCUGGACGGAAGCUGCCUGAUAUACUAUAAUGCCUUUUCAAGGACGAUUCUGUACAAUUCCUCAUUCGGAAGAGACCUGAAGAGAAGGAAAUCUCCUGGUACAAGGCACCUGAGCAUUAACUUAUUUCUUAGCGUUUGCUUCUCAACCUUCUUGGCCGAAGUUACCCUUCAAACUCUGCGAAUUCUACAGAUUCCAAGUGUUUUUGGUUGUUGGAGUUCUGAUAUUAAUCACUUAUGGUAAGAAACUCAGAGCAGACCCUCAAAGUAUGAGAUUUUCUACGUGCUAUUGAAAUAUAAGUGGAAUCUGCAAC